This is a messenger RNA of Siniperca chuatsi (mandarin fish), 3640 nucleotides long. RefSeq names its product hormonally up-regulated neu tumor-associated kinase. Gene Ontology annotation, cellular component: cytoplasm. Gene Ontology annotation, molecular function: protein serine/threonine kinase activity; ATP binding. The coding region runs from base 449 to 2800 and encodes 783 amino acids. NCBI's taxonomy places the organism in Eukaryota, Metazoa, Chordata, Actinopteri, Centrarchiformes, Sinipercidae. The transcript has 11 exons. Gene Ontology annotation, biological process: protein phosphorylation; intracellular signal transduction. The record is from RefSeq and is a predicted model, not a curated record.
UGUGUGCAAAGGGGGGGUAAUUACGGUGUAGAAUGUCCUCCUCAUCACUGGAGCUGAUCUAAGAACACAACAGUUAAUCAUCCACUAACCGGCAGAGAGGGACAGAGUGAGAGAAGGAGAGAGAAGCCAGUGUUGAGUGCUGCACUGUUGGAUAGAAAGAGAGACACUUGUAAGGCACCUGUAUUUGUAAAAAGGUAAAACAAAAAAGAAAAGAGAAGUCUUCCAUCAGAGAGUCUGGAAUAAAGGGCAUACUUACCUGAGAGUGGAAAGAUAACAAAUCUACAGCCGAGGACACACACCUGCUCCCGAAGAAGGAUUUUUAGCAGCAUUCUCCCUUCCUCUACAUCUGUGUGUGUUAGUUAUGUGUGUUCUAUGUGGACUGUCCAGUUUUUGGAUUUGAUUGUGUGUGUGUAAGAGGCGGCCACAUGGGGCUCGGGCCCUGUCUGGGAUGCCAGCUGCAGCAGUGAAGCCUUCUCUGGAGGACAUGGUGGCGGAGGGAGGGGGCGAAGGAGAGCACGGCGUGUCCCAGUGGGAAGCAUCGGGGCUGGGCCGGGAGCGGCUGCCUCUGCCCUCUCUGAAGGUCCCCAGGGAGCUGCUGCGGAGCUUCCCCCACUCUAAACGGGUGGGAUCCUAUCUGGUGGGGAAAAUGAUCAACAAGGGAUCGUUUGCCAAAGUGAUGGAGGGGCUACACAUCGGCACAGGGGAAAAGGUGGCCAUUAAGGUGAUCGACAAGAAGAAAGCACGGCAGGACUCAUACGUCCUGAAGAAUAUGAAGCGAGAACCUCGAAUUCAUCAGAUGGUCCGACAUCCUCACAUCGUCGUCCUGUUGGAGACUCUGGAGACGGAGAACAGCUACUACAUGGCCAUGGAGCUCUGUACUGGGGGAGACCUGAUGGACAGGAUCUGCGAGAGGAAGAGGCUGGAGGAGAGGGAGGUGCGGCGCUACACUCGCCAGAUCCUCUCUGCAGUGGAACACCUGCACAAACACGGCAUCGUACACAGAGAUUUAAAGAUUGAAAACUUCCUGCUGGACGAACAUAACAACAUAAAGAUUGUGGACUUUGGCCUGAGUAACACUCUGAAGGCUGAAUCUUUGUCUCUGGAGCUCCUCAACACCCAGUGUGGAAGUCCGGCCUACGCGGCCCCUGAGCUGCUCGCUCACAGGAAGUACGGACCCAAAGUUGACGUCUGGUCUGUAGGUGUGAGUAUGUUUGCCAUGCUGACAGGGACUCUUCCCUUCACUGUUGAGCCUUUCAACAUCAAACAGCUGCACCAGAAAAUGGUCAGUGGAGAGAUCAGCAGCCUCCCCAGUGACGUCAGCAAAGGUGCGGCGGCGUUUGUGUUGUCUCUCCUGGAGCCAGACCCAGCUAAGAGACCCAGUGUCAGAGCUGCGAUGGAGGAGAGAUGGAUCAACGAGGGAUAUACCAAGAAACCACUACGCUCACUCUCUCAUAAAAACAGGCUGUGUCCAGAGGAUCUCAACUCGUCUGUGCUGGCAUACAUGACAGAGACGCUGGGCUACUCCCUCUCUGAAAUCAUACACACACUCACCACCAACCGACCCUCCGCCAUCAUGGCCUCCUAUCACCUGCUGCUCAACAAGCUGAGCAGGAGCCAAAAAGGAGCCAAGACCAGCAAGAAGCUAGAGAGCAAUGACUGGAGUCUUCCGAGGAAGAAUACAUGGAGAGAGAGGAAUAACACUGAAUCAAAGACUCAGCAACAGAAUGAACCGACCAAUCAAAAAAGCAUGAAGCAGUCCAGCAGGCCUCUGAGAGCCCAACAGACAACUGAGUGUCAGAGCAACAGGAAGCGGCCUGAGGACCUGCACAGAAAGGACCACCGAGAGGACGCGGAGAACCGUCCACCCUCUCCAUCUCUACCCCAGCUUCGUCACUCUGCUUCUCCCUCAAUACCCCCUCGCCCUCCCUCCCCCUUCCCCGCCCCUCUGUGUGCAGAGGAUGGGGCCACUGAUGAGGAUAUCGCCAUCACCUUGGACACCAGAGAGACGCUGUUUCCUGAAGUGUCUGUGUUCGGAGACAGGGAACUCGUCCAUCUUUCUCCUCCUAAAAGCUCUCAACUCUGUGACUCCGCCCCUUGCCAAGUCCCCUUACCCUCUGAGCCAAUCAGAGACAGCAGCACAUCAAGACCGAUCCAACACACACACCUGCUCAGGACAACUCAAUCAGACGGGGUGGCAGACCCUGGGUCAGACUGCUUCCAUGACAACCGCCACCAUGACGACCGCUCUCAUCACCUGAGCAUCAACGAGCGUCUGGAGAAGCUGCAGACAUUUUAUUCCUCAGAGAAGAACGGCAUCUCUCCCAGGAUGCUCCUGGAGGCCGACACACAACCCACACACUCCUCAGACAGAGACCACCUGGUUACCAUGGAGACGACACAGACGUCACCCUCUGCCCCACUGCCUCGCCUGCGCAAUGUGGGGCUAAAAGACGGACGAGGCAGGAAGAUGACAUGGGUAGGGUUGACCCGACCCGGGCCCCCAGGACUGCUGGUGAACGGGUCUAAACCUCCUGCCUUCCCCUCACAGAGACAACAUACUUUGGUCAUUAAGAGCCUCAGGCAGGAGAGAGGCAAGAGAAGAGAUCUGUCGUCGGCAGCAGCAGGGGGAGGAGAAGAGAGAGGGACGGCAGGAGGUGGGAUAAAUGGAGCAAAGAGGAACUCAGUUCAGUUACGUUCAUCUCUCCAGCGUCGGGUGGCGGACCUGAAUCUGCCGCUGCUUCCUGCAGCCCUGCAGGGGAAGACAGAUAGGAAGAACCAGCUACACAGCAUGGACUACUGAUACAUAGCUGGGAAGACACCAUAGAGAGACAGUGAUAGUUGCCAGAACAAGGUGCAAUGGGAAGAGAAGAUAUAGGGCUAGAGGUUAGUGACACAUUUGGAAACCAGAUUAGCAAUUAAGAAAUACUGGCAUGUAUUGAAAUAGGGGCAACACUAAGGUGGAUGUAAGAGAAGAGGGAUAAUGGGUGGAAGGUAUGAAAUACUGACUACCGAUAGGGCAGCAGUUGAGAACUGCGCAUUGACGUUUUGAGGAACAGUUGUAAAUGGCACCUACAAAAAAGAUGCUAAAGCUGUUAUUCUCUACUACGACUCCUUCCCAAACAAGCAACAUACAGUAUGCUUCAUUUAUAUGCUGCAGUGCCAAAAAUUCUAACUCUGACUAAGCUCAUCAGUCUUAAUUCGGCCUUCGGUAACUAGGCUUUGGUCUAUCUACUUUUCUUCUGGACUUUCAACAUGUUAAUCUCCACCCAUCACAAUGUGAAGUGCAGAAUGCACACAGACUUAUGGUUCUAUUUGUAUUCACUGUUCUUAAAUACAUUUUUGUACUAACAUUGAAAGUCAAAGUAAAAGUUUUAAAUCUACCUUAACUUCUUGUUAUGUGUCUUCGUGGCUAAGUUAUUGCUCAAUUAACAAUAUAUGCUUUGACAUGUUUACUUGAGUUGUCUCUCAACAUAUCAUGCUCAGCCGUGAUAUCUCCACUUUAGCCAAAUAUGGAUUUUCUGCCUACAGAAAAGUGACCAAUGGCGCUAAAGGAAACUCAGGGCUUAAGGCCUUCCCUGUAAAGUAUAAGGUUAAUUUCACAUAUCAUGAAAUCUGUUGAAAUAAAAUAAUACAUUAUUUA